AUGGACUACCUACUUACACUACCCUCGGUGAGAGAUAGGUCGACAGCCGUGUUCAACCAGGCCAAGGUCGACAAGCUCACCAACUUCACCGCGGACUUUGAAAAGCUACCUGCCGUGGCAGAGUACGUCCAUAAACUCAUUGAACGAGACUACCAGUCGGACGCCUCCAGAAUCCCCCCUCACGGACGAUGGCAACACUUUGACGUGGGUCACAAACGCCUGGAGCCCCUCAUUGAGUCCUGGGAGAAAAAAGGAGUCUCCAAGGACGAGGUUGCAGCUAGACUGGUCGAUCUGUUUGUGGUGUCUGUGCUUCUGGAUGCCGGAGCAGGGCCCACCUGGAAGUACACAGAAGGCUCCGGAGAGCAGACAGGGCGAUCCGAGGGAAUCGCAAUUGCCUCCCUCGACAUGUUCGCCGCGGGAAUCUUUGGUGAUCCCGAUAUUGUGACGGGUCCCGGCCUAGAAAGGCUCACCCUCAGCCAGCUCAGUGAUGGCUUCCAAGUAAGCAAGACGAACCCGAUGGACGGCCUUGAGGGACGGUACAAUCUGCUCGUCCGGCUAGGAAAGGCUCUCAUCGCUUCUCCUGAGCUCUUUGGACCCUCUGCUCGCCCAGGUCAUCUCAUCACUUACCUCAAGAGCACAGAAGAGCCCAUCGAGAUAGCAACUCUCUGGGAGGCGCUGAUGAAGGGCCUGGGUCCCAUUUGGCCUGCGGGACGACUCAAGAUAAACGGUAAGGCUCUGGGAGACGCUUGGGUAUGUUCCUCUCUCCCCAACCCUUCAGGAGACGAAGCUGGAUCUGUCACGCCUUUCCACAAACUCACCCAGUGGCUGACGUACUCCAUUCUGGUCCCCAUGAAGGAGUAUGGAGGCCUCAAGUUUGUGGGAGAAGAGCAACUUACUGGUCUACCCGAGUACCGAAACGGAGGUCUUCUGGUCGAUUUCGGGGUUCUGACUCUCAAGCCUGAGGCACUGAAACAAUCGCUUAGUGGUGCCAAUGACCUUCCCAAGUUUGAGCCCUCCUCUGACGUGAUUGUCGAGUGGAGAGCUCUUACCGUUGGCUUCCUGGAUGCCCUUCUUCCCAUGGUCAAUGCUAUGCUGGAAACGCCUCUUGUGUUGCCCCAACUUUUGGAGGCUGGCACUUGGAAGGCUGGUCGUGAAAUUGCCAAGGAAAAGCGAUCCAACGGCGGGCCUCCUAUUGAGAUUCAGAGCGAUGGCACUGUGUUCUAA
Yarrowia lipolytica CLIB122 is the source of this 1224-nucleotide messenger RNA. RefSeq lists its product as uncharacterized. The record is from RefSeq and is a predicted model, not a curated record. Lineage: Eukaryota; Fungi; Ascomycota; Dipodascomycetes; Dipodascales.